AACGCCAAGGCUGCCUUAUUCGAUGAUUUCAUUCGGUCAUAAAACACUAUUUGUCGCUAAUUGUAUUCGAUUUUGUUAAAAUUCAUUCGAUUUUGUAAAAAUUCAUUCGAUUAUGCGCUAAAUUCAUUCGAUUAUGCGCUAAGUUCAUUCGAUUAUGCGCUGAAUUCAUUCGAUUAUGCGAUGAAUUCAUUCGAUUAUGCGAUGAAUUCAUUCGAUUAUGCGAUGAAUUCAUUCGAUUAUGCGCUGUUUGCAUGUGAUAAAUUAUUCGAUGCGCUGAAUUCAUGCGCUAAAUUAUUCGAUGCGCUGUUUGCAUGCGCUAAAUUAUUCGAUGCGCUGUUUGCAUGCGCUAAAUUAUUCGAUGCGCUGUUUGCAUGCGCUAAAUUAUUCGAUGCGCUGAAUUCAUGCGCUAAAUUAUUCGAUGCGCUGUUUGCAUGCGAUAAAUUAUUCGAUGCGCUGAAUUCAUGCGCUAAAUUAUUCGAUGCGCUGUUUGCAUGCGAUAAAUUAUUCGAUAGUUUUGGCGCCUCAAUCAAAACUCAAGGAUUACAAAAUUAAUAUGGCUGACGAAAGAACACGAGCUAUAUUAAAGAAACUUGGAUUGAAACACCUUAUUUUGAAGUUUAGUGAAGAAAAUAUAACCGCUGAUUUGAUACCAAAGCUUUCUCUAAAGCAUUUCGAAAGCUUAGGUGUAACAGAUAAUGGAGUUAUAAUGAACUUGAGGGUAAAAUUUUGCAGCUUUGGUGGAAUUAAACCACAAAAGUUAAAGUGGGAAAAUGGAGGAGCUCCAAAAUUCCUAAUACCUGAAGAAGUCCUACAAAACCUACUCAAUGACGGCUGUCUUAUUUCGGAGAUCAGCAAUAUCUUAUGCGUUUCAGAAAGAACAAUUUAUAGAAGAAUGGAAGAGUAUGGGCUUAAAAAGCAUAACUUUACAGAAAUGUCUAAUGAAGAGUGUGAUUCAAUUCUGAGCACUGUGACUCAAGAGUUUCCUAAUUGUGGCGAAGUUAUGUUACGAGAACUGUUAAGGGAACGUGGGAUACGAAUUCAAAGGCAAGUGCUAAGAGAAAGUUUGCAGAGAAUUGAUAAAGAUGGUAUUCAGUUUAGAAGCAAAAGGAGGCUGCACCGUCGAAUCUAUAACGUGCAAGGGCCAAACCACUUGUGGCAUAUAGACACAAACCACAAAUUGGUGCGCUGGUAUUUUAUAACUACUGGGAUCGUUGAUGGGUUUAGCCGGUUACCUGUCGGUUUAUUUUGCACCGAUAACAAUAAAUCGGACACUAUUCUUCAAUGUUUUCAAUUCGCAGUCGGCGAAUAUGGUCUUCCAAGCAGAUUGAGGUGUGACAAAGGGAAGGAAAAUGUUCUCGUAGCAGAUUACAUGCUAGAAAAGCGUGGAACUGACAGGCGAAGUGUGAUAGCAGGUAAAAGUACACACAACCAAAGAGUGGAAAGACUUUGGAGAGACAUUUUUAGUGGAGUGUUGUCUUAUUUCUAUAACCUGUUUUACUUUAUGGAAGACAAAGGUAUUUUAGAUGCGACAAAUGGAUUGCAUUUGUCUGCAUUGCAUUAUAUAUAUAUGCCCCUAAUUGUUGCUAAGCUUGAAUGGUGGAGACAAGCAUGGUCUACUCACCGAUUGAGAACAGUCAACUCUUCUCCCAUCAGAUUGUGGGUUUCUGGACAGAUGACCAAUCCUGUGGGUAUUGCCCCUCAUGAGGUUGAUCAACUUUAUGGAGUAGAAGGCUAUUUAUCCACUGAAGAGGAAGAACCUGAGGAGAAUGAGAGACCAAUCUUUGUUUUUCAUCAGCAGAUAAGUCAAAAUUGUUUUCAAGAGCUUUCAGAAACUAUAACGGAUGAUUCUAAACAUGAGAACAGUGGAAUUAACAGCUAUUUACGGGCUCUGGAUAUAAUAGAAAAAUAUAUCCAAGAAUAAUAAUCUGACAUUGAAAGUUGUGAAUUUUGGUGUAUUUUGAUUGAUUUAUUUUUUAUGAGUAAUUUUUUGGAUACAUUCUCACUUCGCUUAAUGUGAACUGGAAAAUUAACUCAUCAAAAUUAAGUUAUGAACUGAGAACCAAGUUCAGAAUUUGUUUUGUUUUGAGGGCUCAGAAAGUUGUCUAUGUUACAUAUAUAUAAUCCAUGUAAAUAGUAUAUAUAUAUAUAUUAUUUUCUUCUUUACUUUUCUUCUUGUUGAAGAACUAUAUUAACUGGAUUUGAAUUGUUUUUUUGUUAUUAACAUGGUGUAUAUAUAUAAGAGCCUUUAUAUAUGUUGUAAGUUUUAUGUUCAAACAAAUUCUUCCUGUGGCACCCUGUAUCUUAAAGUAAUUUGAUUGCAUCUUAAAUGAUUGAAAAGUUCUUUUUAAAAUGCAUAAAGCUAUAUUUCUUUAACAAAAAAUAUUAUUAUUUAAAUUACAGAUUUCUAUGGGGAUACUAUCAUAUAAUACUGUCUUUCUUCUUUAGCAACAACUAAUAGUAUACAUGGCUUCUAUCGAAAAUAUUCUUACUGACAUAGGUUUAUUAAACCUUCUCCCCCGAUUUAAUGAAGAAAAGGUGGAUAUCAAUAUUGUUAUGGCUGCUACGGAUGAGGAUCUGAAACGUCUGGGAGUGCAAAGGUUGGGUGACAGGAUCCGUCUUAAGGACAUGUGUCGUCAAAAAAAUUCUAAUAGUAGGGAAGGCCCGUCCAGUAGAAUCAGAGAAGAGAGAAGAACACUAUUCGCGCCAUAUGCAAGACAGACAAAUGGAAACUGCAGCAGAAGCAGCAGCAGUAGUAAACCAAAUGGUAGAUCAAAAAAAGCAAAGAAAAGAACUUGGACAGGCCAGUUUGUCUGCUUAGCUGACAGAACAAGAACAAAAUUACCAACACCUUCAGAAAAGCAAGUGCUACAUAAUGCUGGCCUUGGUUUAAAAAAGAUUUCUUUUGAUAUUGAUGAUGAUGAGACUGACGUUUACACCAAAUUAAUGGCAGAUGCACAAAACAAAGAGAAUGGAGAAACUGAAGGUUUUCCAACUUUAAAACAUUGUGGCGGGUUUGAGUUAUUAAAAUGUAUCCCAAAUUGCAGGAUCCUUGAACCUUUGAAUUGCAAACUAAAUUCCAUAUCUUUGAAAGCUACCAUAGGACAAGGAAAGAUUUAUAUACGUCCAAUUCAAAAGUAAAUACAUAAGGAAAAGAUCUGUUGAGCAUUGUAUUUACAUCUACACUCAAUGAGUUUAUUUAUCAUUAUAAUUAGUUAUCAUUGCUUUCAGAUUGUGGAAGCCUUUCCUAUCAUGCUACACCUUUUCCGACCCAAUCCUAAUGCUACUUUCACUUUUAAAAAACUGGUCAACUUGCUUCAGCCAAAAUGGGCAGCUGAAGGGUCAAACGAACAUUACAGGCAGAAAAAGCUUUAUCCGUCAUUAAUGAAAUAUUUGAGGCAAGCACAUGGUGGAAAACGUUCGGGUGUUUCGCUUCCCGAUGUACUAAGGUUUGUCACUGGAAGUGAAGAAGAGCCUUUGUUAGGAUUUGCACUGGCCCCUUCGAUAAAAUUUGUUCCGGUGAUGGAAGAAGGUCGAUUUCUUCCGACAAGUAACACUUGCAUUAAUCAAUUGCAAUUACCAAUGGAAAGUAAUGCUAUUUCCCUUCCAGACGAAAACGCUCUGUUCGGUUUAUAUGACUUAGCCUUUUCUAGUCGAUUUUUUGGACAAAUUUAAAAGUCGUCGACAGUUUUAUUAUUUAUGCCUAUUAGGAACUUAACUCUUGUGAUUAAAUGCAAACAUUUAUGCUUUCUUUCGUUACCUUUUCACUGAUUCAAAACUUAUUUUAUAAUUGGUAGUUGUUUACUUGUAAACUUCGUUUUGUUUACGGUGUCCCUUUCCAAAGGGACACUUAAUUUUUGUUUUAUUCAGAGAGAAUAUUUUUUAUAUUUUAGCUCUUAUCGUUUGUAUUCAUUUUCUUAUAUUAUAGGAGAAUAAAUGUUCCGUAGUUUC
Molecule: messenger RNA, 3948 nt
Organism: Hydractinia symbiolongicarpus
Lineage: Eukaryota; Metazoa; Cnidaria; Hydrozoa; Anthoathecata; Hydractiniidae
Exons: 2
Coding region: 479-1921 (480 amino acids)
Biological process (GO): DNA integration
Molecular function (GO): nucleic acid binding
Source: RefSeq, a predicted model, not a curated record